Molecule: messenger RNA, 606 nt
Organism: Adineta steineri
Lineage: Eukaryota; Metazoa; Rotifera; Eurotatoria; Adinetida; Adinetidae
Source: the annotation of a GenBank genome assembly
AUGCCACUAGGUUUUUAUCUUGAAACUCCACAAGGACGUCGGAAAUCAGUGACGUUACCUACUAAUUUUGGUUUAGAUGAUUUUCGACAUUUAAUCGAAAAAAAAGUUGGAAAUCCUGAACAUUAUGAUUAUUCUCUUGGUGAUGUUAUUUUUCGUACAUGGGAUGAAGAAUCUUUCAAUCGACAACGGAGUGCUAUUCAUGAUGAUAUUACUCUUAUAAUACAAUAUCCACCUGUUGGAUCUAAUAGCCCACCUUGGCGACAAGCAUCAUUCGGUUUAUGUCUUGAAGGUGUUUGUUUAAAUGCACAAUGUCAAGCUUUCGAACAUAAAGUUAUUAAAAAUCAAGGUAUUGGAAAAUUUAAUAUUAUCAAUAAUUCAAUUAUAAUCACAUCAGAAUGUCCAUUAUGUAAUAUAUCUAUUCAACCGACGGUUUGUGCUUUUUAUCAAUGUUCAUGGAAAGUAUCCGGUGUGAAAUUGGAUGAAUCAAAUAAAAUGUUAUCAUCUACAAAAGCUAUUGAUUGGCAAACUACAACACAUGAUUACUAUCGAUGGGAAGAUAAUUUAACAUCAUGGACACAAUUAACUAUUGAAACUAGAAUAAUGUAA